AUGAACAUAAUUCCUUCCCGAUUUACAACUACAAAUUUUGGUGGUAUAUCAUCAUCACAACCACACCAACCUUUAUCCACCACUACCACAUCUGAUGCUGCUUUUACAGAUUUCAUGGAAUGUCCCAAUUUGCCUCAAUCUGAUACAACAAUUAUUAAUGGAGUACAAAUUGUUACAAAUGAUGAUCCGUCGUCGUUAAGUUCACCUCCACGUACUCAACCCUCACAAGAAGAAUUCACCGAAAAUAAUUGGUUACCUCCUUUACAUCCACGUUAUUCUUACGACUCCCCUCCAAAAAUGCCCAUAUAUAAAAAAUCUAAAAAGAAGGGUCAAGCAAAUGACAACGAUACCGAUGAUGCAAACUCGUCAACUAUUCGUUCUAAACGCAAUUACACAAAAAAACCUCUUGAUAGACUAAAAAGACCAAGGAAUGGUUACAUGAUUUACAUGAAUGAGGUUUAUGAGGAUGUUAAACGUAAAUAUCCAAACUUAAAAUUUGGCGAAUUGAGCACGCAAAUCGGUAUUCAAUGGAAAAACAUGACCAAAACCGAACAGAUGCCAUAUCAUCAAAGACACGAAGAAGAAAAAAAUGCUUAUGAAAGUGCGAAAUUGGCCAUGUCAAGGUCAAAUUUACAGAUCGUUGAGGAAACGAUCGGUAUCGAACGACAAGUUAAGGCUGCUGAAUUAAAAGCUUUCGAAUUAAUAGCCGCUAAAAAUAAAAAAGAAAACAAAGUUGAAACCAAAGUUGUUGAAGAGACGCGGCAACUUUCUCAAAGUGAAACUCCAUCUUCCCGGCCACCACCGAAUUAUGGUGACGUGGCCCCUUGCAUUCCAAAGUCCGGAAAUAGUCUUUCGGUUGGUUCAAACGAGAUCAACCAGAAAGUUAUUACCUCACAUUACCCAAAGGGUAAUAACGCGUUUCAUAAUGAAAAACCUCCCACUGGAAAUGGACCACGUAAAAGCGAUGCCGCUCCUUCCACGGUUUUACGCAAGUUGAAACCAAAACCAGACAUUCCGAUUACUCCAAUUUCACCGGAUUUCAGCAAUCGAGCACUACAGCUUGCAAUGCCCAAAACCCCCUCUUUAACCACUCUCGCACAAGAAAACGCACGUUCAAUAAGGCGGAAUUUUCUUUCGCCCGCACGUGAGGCUCAAAGGGUAAAUUAUUUUAAGCAACAUUUCCCAGAUUUAAAUGUCGAAGAUGAACGUAAGAAUGAACGAAUGGAAUGCGAGGGUGUGUCCACCCCACAAUCUGUUGGAGGAAGUGUGGUUGAGGAUGUUGAACAAAGUGAAAUGAAAAAUCUUGAGAGUGAUGACGACGAAGAGAAAAUCGAUCAAUUACUACCAAGUGAUCAAUCUGAUACGGAAAUGGAAGGUAUCGAAAUUAGCAAUGCAUCUCCAUCUUCCACACGCAAAUCACCCGACACGUCAACGAUUUGGUAUUUGCCAAUUAAUGGAACUAUAGUUUCCUCCGGGCUAACCCCAUUUAGAAAGAGAAAAGUUAUCAGAACGGAGGAUUCUGAAGAGGAGGUUGAACCAAAGCGUUUCAAAGAGAAUAGAAUAAGUCAAAUUGACGAAAUGAUUUAG
Funneliformis mosseae is the source of this 1587-nucleotide messenger RNA. The record is from the annotation of a GenBank genome assembly. Lineage: Eukaryota; Fungi; Glomeromycota; Glomeromycetes; Glomerales; Glomeraceae.